This is a messenger RNA of Fusarium fujikuroi IMI 58289, 1056 nucleotides long. RefSeq lists its product as uncharacterized. The record is from RefSeq and is a predicted model, not a curated record. The coding region runs from base 1 to 1056 and encodes 351 amino acids. The transcript has a single exon. Lineage: Eukaryota; Fungi; Ascomycota; Sordariomycetes; Hypocreales; Nectriaceae.
AUGUCCAUCAAGGCAACACAAAGACCUCGCAAAUUACUCUUGAAGUGCUUCCCUAGGCAAGUGACACUACCAAGCAUCAUUGGGGUGAAACGGGGCAGAGCGGGUCGGUCAAUAUCUGCCCUUGAACGACAGUGCAGAAGCCCUGGAUGCCAUCAAGUUAUAUCUCUUCCAUCAAGAAGUGAACAUUGCUCAAGCGAUGACGACGGUGAAACCACUAGCGCGGAUGAAGGGAUUGUCGCUCAACACAACAGCCUUCUCGGUAAUCAGCUGUCUUUAGCGCUUACAAAGGAUUUGAAACAGCUCUUAAGAGACAAGUUCGCCUCCUGGAGGGAAGGGAUAGAAUGCACCGCACCAGCAGAGGUCAAUAUGCCUCCACGAAAGCGGUGCAAGGUAUUACAGUGCGAGUCAGGUUUUCCACGAGCCGAGGAAGAAGAGGAUAAUGAAGAAGAGUUCGUUGUGAUCUCCAGCCCAGAGCGCAAAAAGGCUUUCUUUCACCUUGCUUGCCCUUUCUUCGUCAGUGCGCCUCAGAGAUAUCAGCAAUGUCUCGUCAAAAAUGACUUCGACUCAAUCGAGACAUUGAUCAGCCAUCUCUUGCGGCAUCAUAACAGACCACUAUAUUGUCCUACAUGCCGAAAGACCUUCAAAACACUGAUUGGUCGAGAUGAUCACGUCUUGGAGAAUCGUUGCAAGAUGAACAAUCAACAAAUACUGGAGGGGCUCACCGAAAGUCAAAAAGCCAAGUUGAUAAAGCGGGAUCGGUAUUAUCUAGGCGAAGUAAGACGAUGGCGCUGCAUCUGGUCCACACUCUUCCCAGAUUCAGAGCAGCCUCGAUCCCCAUACCUAGACGAUAAAAUUGGGCUAAAAGCUUCUAUGGUCAGGGAUUUUUGGGCUGGCAGCGGUGAAAGAGUUGUCUCUCAGUUUCUCACCGCUAAGGACGUACCUACGGAUGAGAACAGCGCAAUAUACAAGACCAUUUGUCAUACUGCACUAGAGAGCUUGAUGGAUUGGGUUCUAUUUCAUGAUGGUUGCUUAAGUUCUCUGACUUCUGAAGGAUAA